Plenodomus lingam JN3 is the source of this 1227-nucleotide messenger RNA. RefSeq lists its product as uncharacterized. Gene Ontology annotation, biological process: tRNA N1-guanine methylation. Lineage: Eukaryota; Fungi; Ascomycota; Dothideomycetes; Pleosporales; Leptosphaeriaceae. The record is from RefSeq and is a predicted model, not a curated record. Gene Ontology annotation, cellular component: nucleus. Gene Ontology annotation, molecular function: tRNA binding.
AUGCGCAAGCUGGAGCAUGCUGAAAGUGUUGGUGACACCACUGCUCCGGAUGUUGCGCCGGCGAAAGCAACUUCAGACCAGCAAACUGCCAUGACUACACAGACUGGCGAAGCUAAUAACACUGAUGUCAAGCCUACAACCACGGAGCAGAAUGAUGGUGACGAUGCUGCACCUACAAUUUCCAAAAAUCAGCUCAAAAAGCAACGACGCCACGAGCGUUGGGAAUCAGGGCGUGAGGAUCGCAAAGCGAAGCGCAAGGAGAAAAUCAAAGAAAAGAAAGAGCGCCGACGAGAACUGUACGCUCAAGCCACGCCGGACGAAGAUGGCAAUAGACCUAAGCCACCGCCUACCAGACCACCAAAGCAUUCUGCAGGCUUAGGGAAGCAACUUCCCGUCACUGUCAUCUUUGACUGCGACUUUGAGGAACUCAUGUAUGAUCACGAACUCAAGAGCUUGGGGUUACAAAUCACGAGAUGCUACAGCGACAAUCGAAAAGCCAAAUUCCGGACACACCUCGCACUUGCCAGUUUUGGCGGGAAGAUGAAAGAGCGUUUCGAUGGCAUCCUGGCAAAGCAGUACACGAGCUGGAAGGGGUUCCAAUUUUUUGAGGAUGAUUUUGUGGCGGUGGCUGAGAAAUCCAAGGAGUGGAUGCGUGGGCCCAAAGGAGGAGAAGUUGACGGAGCCUUGGAAUCCGGGAAAGAUGAUCAAGCAGCCGAAGGGGAGUCGAGUGAAGAAGCAGCAGGAGCAGCAGCAGCGUCGUCGUCGUCGUCAUCAGAAGAGGGCGAGAUUGUCUAUCUCUCGUCUGAAUCGGACAAUGUCCUUACACAUUUGAAGCCCAAUAGCACCUAUAUCAUUGGCGGGCUAGUCGACAAGAACCGACACAAGGGCAUCUGCCACAAGCGGGCCGUCGCUCGCGGUAUCAAGACUGCAAAGCUGCCGAUUGGGCAAUAUCUCGAGAUGAAGAGUCGACAGGUGCUCGUUACCAACCACGUGCUGGAGAUCAUGUUGAAAUGGCUUGAGUUUGGGGACUGGGGCAAGGCCUUUAUGGAAGUCAUGCCCAAGAGAAAGGGUGGAAGACUGAAGGGUGAGGGUGGCGAUGAGGAGGAAUCGCAUGCGGCGGGCGAUGAAGGGGAUGAAAGGGAUGAGGGGGUUGGGGGGAUGGGCGACGAGCAGCUGGCUGAUGAGGCCGAAGAGACAGGGCAAGGGGAGGACAAGAUGGCCUGUUAG